AUGAGGCUGAUUGUCUCCAGACGCCAGCGAUUGGCUAAUCGAAUCCCGUUGCCAGUUCUCCUGAACUACUCUUCGCAGAACGACACACGUCUGUCUCGCCUUCUGUUUGACUCCGAUGGACAUCCGUCUUCCUCCCACACCAUUAAUCAGACCUCGCCUUCAAAGUGUGAUUCUCAUCCAUCCACAGACCGCAAAGUGAACGGGGUCUCACCUCUUCUCGUUCGGUCGCCGGCACUCAAGUAUGUUCCAGAUGUUAUCCUUUAAUAUCUCGUUUACCGUCCUCAUUUCAUUCAUCCAUCCAUCCUCAUUUACUGUGCUUGAGGUUCGCUGGCUCACAGUGGUAGAAAGGCCAAGAAAUUGUAUUCCUGUCUCCGUUGUCUUUGUAUGUAAUAACUCUGGACUGACUUGUCGGUUUGCCGUACAUCCGGUUUCUACAAGUAGUACGUGGUGGCUCCCGGACUUAGUAGUUUUGCGUUGAUGGACGCGUUCUCCUCCUUCACUGAUUGCAAUGCACGUCUGAAUCUUUUGUGAGAUCAUAGUUAACUCCAAACGCCUCUUUCGGUUGGUCGUACUUCGUCUACAGGUAGGUUUUCUACGUAAAAACCGUAUGUUCACCGACGUUGCAGACCGUCUGUCCUUUGUUGUGGGCAGUUGCGUUGUGAAGAAAACUGGCAUGCGCCGUUAGGUUCUUGGCCUCUCACCUCAUGGCAUUAAUGCGUCUAGUGUAUCGUGGAAAUCCCUACACAGCGCAUAUUUCUCACUGACGCGCUUAAAUCUAUCACGGUGCUCUGUAGACUAUCAACUGAAGGGUCUUACUCGCACGACGGAGAGUCAGGCUCUGGUGGCCCUGUAAUGUGGCCCCUAGUACUGCCACUCAAUUCGGGCCCAAACCGCCCACUUUUAUGUGAAAUCCUGGUCCACCGUGCGCGGACCAGACAUGUGUGGCACGCGUAGACUGACUGCCUACGUUUGUCAGCUACUGUGCUUGAUCCCGCCUCCGGCGUUCGUGGUUCUGUCUCCGCGGGAACUUGCCGGCGCCGAUAGACGACUCUCAACGCUGCCCAGAACUCUACAGCUUACUGCUUUAGCCCUGUGACUGACAACCGCCCCAAAGGUCGUAGAAUACUAGCCAAAUCGUCAAAAACAUUGCCAGUUUCUAAUACCCUCGCUUUUGAGUCAUAUGUCGCCUGUAGAUUUUAGCAAUGUUUCAUGAGUGUCUGUUAUUCAUAAAAAAUCAGCGAUAUUUCAGCUCGGACACUUUUCGGCCGACAGAAGGUUCGCAUAGCCGCGUUUAUGGACUAACGAGCUGUCGCCCUGGCAACCUCAGAGUUGGAGCAUUUCCGUUGCCUUUCUGUAUAACUUUAUACUCAGGGUCUCGCCUCCCCGAUCGUCCAAGGGUGGCAUUUGAGUGUUUUUUCCCUUUUCAUUGUCCAGAAAGGUGUAAUUUAAAACCUCAUCUAAUUUUGCAAUUAUUUUCGUUUCAUCAUUAUGAAGGCUUCGUGGGAACACGUGGAUGGCAGUCUAGCGGUUUCCGAGACUUACUCUUCCCUUAUUUUGCAUACAGUGCCGCGCCUUUACGCUUUAAUCGAGAAUGUAUUUUUUGAGGAGGAUGAUGCCGAAUCAUAGGAACGAGCAUUCACGAGUCAUCUCAAUUUGUAUGACGUUCCCAUUCUGGUCGUGACGGCCCUCGUGUUCACACACACUCCGCUUUCUGCUCCCAGUAGGGGGUUCUUUCCUCAACUCUUUUUGCCCCCUAUUCCGACCGGAACGUUCUGACCCAGUCACCUUUUUGGCCGAUAGGGUUUUGUUUAUGUAUGGGACAGCGAAACUCCUGACCUUUGUCCGUGUCUCAGUAUGGCAGUGGAAGAACACGAGAAAUUGAUCUAUAGAUAGUUACACGUGGUCGUACAAGAUGCGGUACCACAAGUCUAACUCCUGGCUACUCGGCGUCCUCUACAGGCGGCGAACAGUGGAACAGCCUUCGGCGACGGCUAGCUGCGAAACAACCAGACACGCCCAUUGCCUUAUAAAAUGAUGACAGCACAUCGACAUGGCGACCGUUAACCGCCAAUAAAUAAGCGUGCUUGUCACCGCUUUAACCAAAGCGUUAGACGAGACAACCUCGAAAAAACAAUCCUAGCGGCUGUUGGGGGUCCGUCAGUACUCGCAACUCCCAACAAACCUCAUAAAAGUAUGUUCGAAUGCAGUAUUACGAUCUAUGUUGGGAAUCAGUCCGUGAACGGAUGGCCAGUAUGCGACUAAAGGGCCACUUUAUGACUUCACUGUCGUUUUCGUGUACGUGCCAACAUCAGCUGCCGAACGGCGCGAUGAAGAUAUUUUUACUCACAACUGCAGGCGUUGGUCGGACCAUGAUCCCGUUCGCACACGAGGUGGAGAGGGUUCUCGGGCCUUCAGUAUUUUGUCUCCGUCGCUGGCAAAGAUAAUGGGUUGAGUUGUGCAGAUCUGCUGCUGCGGAUCAUCAAGCGUGGAGAAAGACAGUCCUUGAUAUCAUCGAGGCAGGCUAGAUUGGGCCUGACCGCACCCGUACCAAGUACAAGAUGUGGCAUCCAUUCAUAUUCUCGUGGGUCGCGUUCUCCCAUAUUUGGACAUUCACGUCUUGCCGUGGAGCUCCGCGCACGCAGACGGCCUCAUAGCGGCUAUCAGGGAAUACCCGGGAGGCGUUACCGACACAGACAAAGGACUUAAGAAAUGCCAUUUCUGGCUUAUUUGCGUUAGUAGCCGAUACCGCCCCGUCUCGAAAUGGAAGGCUAAUAUUUGAGCCCGAUGCUCAUCUGAUUUGCUUGCAUCAGAUAAUCGUGAUAUCAUCGGCCAAUAGCAACAAAUAGGCCUUGCUCUUUUCUCUUUCUGGCAUUCGGUAAGAAGUAUAGCUGUGGCAUUCUCUGUUUUGUACACUUUAGACGAUUCAAAAUCGUGCAUCAUCCCUUUUUGGUAUCUGUAUACUUGUGGCUAAUGAAAAUUCGCCCAGAAAUGACCUUUUCAGUGUCACUCAUUUUUUUCAUAAAGUCUAAUUCUGUGUAGUUGUUUGUCUCUUUUGUUUACUUGAGUUGUUUUAUUAUUUGUGAGGACGUGGCUUUUCUCUCGAAAUUUUAUCUCGUUAUCUUCAGUUUUUUCCCGCUUUGUUUAAGCAGUGUUAUUUGUUAUCUAAAAUGGUGUCCAUAUCCUGAUUUCAACAUGAUUUUUAUCCGUUUUUAACCAUUUUUGUUCAUUUAAGGUUGCCUGACGUGAGCCAGGAUCUCCUGACAACUUCAUCCGCUAUGCAUCAGUCUAAUGGUGCCGUUGAACAAUCUUCCGUGGUUUAA
Molecule: messenger RNA, 3320 nt
Organism: Spirometra erinaceieuropaei
Lineage: Eukaryota; Metazoa; Platyhelminthes; Cestoda; Diphyllobothriidea; Diphyllobothriidae
Source: the annotation of a GenBank genome assembly